ACUGCGCAUGCGUUAGAAAUUAUGGCGUAUCGUAUGAGAAUUUUUUACUAAUCGUUUUCGAGGAUUAUUCAUCGAGAAGGCAUGUUUUCAUCACUUUAUAUUGAUUUGGUUACAAGAUAGUAUAGCUCCUUUAACUCCACUGAAGACAAAUUUGAACAAGAGGUAAUGAUCUACAGUUGUUGUUUAAUAAAAACUUCUUGGCCAAAAAAAAGGUGUGCGUCCUCCAAUCGCCGAUCAUUGUUGUACCUGUAAAACUCGGGUAAAAUCCCGAUCCUGUUGUGUCAUUUGUUUACAUUAUUUAGCAAAUCGUUGUAUGUAGUUGUUAAUUUUGGAUUAAUUCUACUAUUUUUCAUCAGACAAUGGAUAAAUUAAGAAAAUUUAGUUUCCGAAAGAAAAGAAAUCAUAUACCAGAGUCAUCCAAACCUCAUCAAUGGCAGGAAGAUGAAAAGAAAGUCAGAGAAGGCUCUUGCUCGUUUCAAGUUCGGUAUCUAGGGUGCGUGGAAGUAUUCGAAUCGAGAGGUAUGCAGGUCUGCGAAGAAGCAGUGAAAGCCCUAAAAGCGCAGUGCAAGGGAAAAUACCAAAGAGCUAUUUUAUACGUUAGCGGUGAUGCUUUAAGAGUAGUUGACGAAAUAAGUAAAGGAUUAAUCGUUGAUCAAACUAUAGAGAAAGUUUCAUUUUGCGCUCCGGAUAGAGCACAUGAAAAGGGAUUUGCAUAUAUCUGUAGAGAUGGAACAUCUCGCAGAUGGAUGUGCCACGGAUUUUUGGCUCUUAAAGAAUCUGGUGAGAGAUUAUCUCAUGCUGUAGGAUGUGCGUUUGGACUAUGUUUAGAAAAGAAGCAAAAAAGGGAUAAAGAUGCUUCGAAUGUUCAAGUAACAUAUAACGAAAAAGGAACUAGUUUUACGAGAACCGGAUCUUUUAAACAAACAACUUUAACUGAACGUCUUGAAGAUCCUCAGGCAGCGCUUAUUGCCGAUCCUGUGCCUGAAAAAAAUAUACAAAACCCACACGCUGUACAAAGACCCCAUGCUUCCCAGGAUAUGCUAAUCAGACAGGGAUCCUUUAAGGGAUUUCAAAAACUCAGUCAAAAAUCCUCUCCUUUUAAACGCCAACACUCACUUCGGUUGGAAGACCUUCCAUCAACUUUAGAAAGGCAAGGCGGGGACACCAAUUACCCGAAUGGCUUCAGUGUGCAUACUAUUCCUGAAGCUUCUCCAUCAAAAGAAGAAGCAGAAGCAUCAAUCUCUGAUAUUUGUAAGCAGAUUUCGAGUGGGUUGAAUGUGAACGAGGAUGAUCCGUAUUUGGCAAGUUUACCUCUGAAAACUAAUCCAAAUACUGUCAAUCACGUAACUACCAAAGCGACCAUUUACCAACAAGAAAGUAAUUCCAAAUCAGUGCAAUUACCCGAACCGAUUCGACACCCUAAUCCUUGGCAAAAAGAGGAACGACGGCCAGAUGGAGAAACUUGGCUGCAAACAGUAUCAACGAACCCGUUUAAAACUUCUUACGUUGCAAAUCAGCAUAAUCGCAGCCAAUCGGUCGAUACAGCAGGAACGUCUGUAUUUGGCCAUCAACCAACCGUCCCCAAUAAAUCGGGUUUCGACCCUUUUGACGCCGCCUGGGUAGGGGCAAAACCUAGGGGGCCUCCUCAAGCACCAGUAGCCCCCACUAAUCCAUUCGCUGUUGAAAUGGGCAAUGCUCAGAAAACUUUCGAAGUAAAAUUGUAG
Dimorphilus gyrociliatus is the source of this 1724-nucleotide messenger RNA. The record is from the annotation of a GenBank genome assembly. Lineage: Eukaryota; Metazoa; Annelida; Polychaeta; Dinophilidae.